AUGAAGAAGUUUGGAAAGCGUCAUUCCAUUAAAAUGAAUCGAAUUCAUGGUGAGGCUGGUUCUACUGAUAUAGAAUCGCUUCAGAUUAACAAGGCUGCCAUCAAAGAGAAGAUAGAGGGAUAUAGUGCUUGUGACAUAUAUAACUUUGAUGAAACAGCACUCUUUUAUGCUGCCCCACCAAGAACAACAAUUUCUCACCAGAAAUUUUCUGGUUGGAAAGAUAACAAGAAGCGCCUGACUGUAGGUCUCUUGUGUAAUGUGGAUGGAAUGGACAAGUGGUCCGAUGUACUGAUGAUUGGGCAUGCAAGAAGACCAAACUGCUUCAACAAAAACAACAAGAAGCAAGAAGCAAGUGAUCAUGAAUUCUCCAUGUAUCAUUACAAUAGCAAUGCUUGA
Phycomyces blakesleeanus NRRL 1555(-) is the source of this 396-nucleotide messenger RNA. RefSeq lists its product as hypothetical. The transcript has a single exon. NCBI's taxonomy places the organism in Eukaryota, Fungi, Mucoromycota, Mucoromycetes, Mucorales, Phycomycetaceae. The coding region runs from base 1 to 396 and encodes 131 amino acids. Gene Ontology annotation, molecular function: DNA binding. The record is from RefSeq and is a predicted model, not a curated record. Gene Ontology annotation, cellular component: nucleus.